Molecule: messenger RNA, 996 nt
Organism: Theobroma umbraticum
Lineage: Eukaryota; Viridiplantae; Streptophyta; Magnoliopsida; Malvales; Malvaceae
Gene: AGG3
Product: guanine nucleotide-binding protein subunit gamma
Source: RefSeq, a predicted model, not a curated record
UGUCCUCUGCACUCUCUUCAGCAUCUCAGCAAACCCCAGAAGCCAACGUUUCAGUAUUUCUGACUCCAAAACUCCAAACUCAGCGCUCAACUCAACUACUCCACUUUUAUACACUAAACAAACACUCUUCUCUUUUAUCUUCUGUUUGAAUGGUUACUUCCACUUAGACUUUCGCGCACCCAACAACGUUAAUGUUAAUUAUAUAAAGCAGAAACUCUCUUCAAUGGUUCAGAAGGAAAACUAUCGUUAUCAUUGCUACCGCAUUCCUUCGCAAGAGUGACUUCAGGUGAUUUCUUGAUGGAUGGUUCGAGUGAGUCUAGACCCGAAGCGACAGCAGUGAGCCCAAGGUCUCCACCAGGAAUCCUGGAUUUGUAUGGGAAGCGGACACAGAUGUUUAAGGUUCACGCUUUGGAGAGAGAGAUUGGUUUGCUUCAGGAAGAAUUAAAAUCGGUUGAAGGCCUUCAACCUGCUUCUAGAUACUGCAAAGAGGUUGAUGACUUUGUUGGGGCUAAACAUGAUCCUUUAGUAACUAAAACUCAGAAUAUCCACAAAGCCCAUCACUGCUGGAAGAACUUGUGGGAAAGGAGUUGUAGUUUCUCUUCUGUCUGCUGCUGUUUUAGUUGCACGUUUCACUUAAAGAUGCCAAGCUUUUCCGCUUGCUGUAUGUCAUGUAAGUCUGAAAGCCUUCAGUGUAGCUGCUUGGAGAAUACUACUUGUCUGAAAUGUUACAAAUGUGAGGGACAUUCAUGCUCAGCUUGCGCUUGCUGCUGUUAUGGGCCAUUUUUCCAUAAAUUUAAAAUGGUAAAUUUUUGCUGUGGUUGUACAAAAGCCUGUUAUAGCUCUUGUUGUCAAUAACCAUCAGCACAUAUCUUUAUUUUUACUGCAACCUUUUGGUUAUCUCAUCAUAAUUUACUGUUCAGUUAGCACCAUCCAAGCUAAGUUUAAUGAGGAAAUUUUCUUAUAAAACUUUGAUCAAAUACAUUGACAAAGACAAGA